CUUGCACCAUGUCGCUGUCUCUGCUGCUGCUGCUGCUGCUGCUGCUGGGCAGCUCCCAGACAUCUCAUUUUAUGGGAACGGUCAUGACCUUCUACCCAAAAGACCGCAGCCCAGAUGGAUCGGUCACGGUCGUCCUUCGCUAUAAGUUGAACUUCGAAUCUCGAGGCCCCGACGCGUGGAGGUGCUUCAGUGGGAACUGUGGGAGUCAGAGUUCUUUGACGCUGAACAGAGUGUACCAGGAGAGCAGCGCAAAGUGGUACCAGGAUGAGGGAGUCAUGACUCGGCAGGUUCCUGACAGCGGAGCUUUUCAGCUGUGGUUGAGCGGUGCUGCCUGGAUAAGUAACAGAAAUGGCAUCUUAUCAUGGAGAGCCGUGACACUGGUGGAUCUGAGGAACCGUUCCGACACCAGCAGGUCCAACGCGUCCCCUCAGACCACCAUCCUGCCAAUUGUGAGAGUUCCUUCAAACUGUCAGAGAGAUUUCAACCUGUUGGCGUUUGACCCUGACGGAGACGAGGUUCGAUGCAGAUAUGGAAAAGCACCACUGUCAGAGUGUAGCCCCUGCACGCCACCGUCUGUCCUCCGCCUCUCACCAUCGUGUACUCUGUCAUUCGGCGCCACCACCAGCAGUGAUGAAGGUCCGUACGCAGUCCAGCUGGUGAUGGAGGACUUUCCCAGACAGACGAUCACCCUGAAUCAAGGCGGAAGCUUCCAGACGAACAUAACUACAAACAACGCUAUCAGCAAAAUACCUGUCCAAUUUGUUCUACAGGUGGAUCCUGCGGUGCCAUCCUGCAAAGAGGGACUCUAUCUGCCAGCGUUCCUGCCUCCAACACCGGCCAACAGAGCUCGACUCUACACCCCCGUCAAUCAGACUCUGGACAUCAGCAUUAACGCAGCUGCAAAUUUCUCUAUGGUCUCUGAGCUGCUGUUCAGCGGGCCGCACAACGUGAACCAGACCAGAUCAGGACCAGGUCAGUUUACCCUGAGCUGGACGCCGUCUCAGAGCGAGGAGGGAGAGAGCCAACCCAUCUGCUUCAUUGUCCAAGCACUUUCCAAUUCAACAAAGUAUCACUCUGAGCUGCGAUGUGUCAUCGUCAGUGUUGGAAACGAUCCAUCACCAAGCGCUGCACCAACUUCAGAGGGACCUACACCAUCAGAGGGGUCUACGCCAUCGUCCCAACCAAUUGUCAUUCGCUUGACGGCGAGGAUUUCCUCUGUGGUGGCUCUGACUGAGGAAGACAUCAGGAGUACGGUCGUACAGCAGCUUAAAAACGAACUGGUGAAACUCGGAUUGACACCCAGCACAAAUCUGACGUUACUGGGGAAGGUGUAACUGGAAAUUACAGCCAAUGGGGACCCCUGCUGAUUCAUCGUGGUCACCUAUCCACUCGUGAACAAAAUCUAAGAAGUUUUCAUUUAAAUUUAAAGGUUGAACUGGGGAAACUGGGUAUGGUUUUAUCAAGGUCCAUUUAGUAGCUGUUCUUGGUCUUUUAAUGAUGUCUCCUGAUCUUCAUUAACAAAUGGGAUUGCCCUAGUGGACAUUGAUUGAACUGUAAAUGUUCAAAUUUCUUUACAGUGUUUAAACUUUUCUGAUCAUCACUAUUAUUUUUAACAAAGUAAUGUUUUAGACCAGGGGUGUCCAAACCUUUUGUCCCAAGGACCACAUACAAAAAAAAUGCGAAGGACUGGGCCACGCCCCCCCCCCAUUCCCCUGCCCUGGAGCGGAUUGUUGACAGUGCAACUCAACCGCGCCGCUCAGGGCGGGAGGGCGUGGCGGCCUUCUGAGGGACAGCUGGCAAGUCAGGGGUGAGUUUGGCGCCACCUUGUGUCUAAACUGAGAAGUGCAAUACAGUGGGCCAUGGUCCAUUGUGUUACAUUACAUUUCAUUUAGCUGACGCUUUUGUCCAAAGCAACUUACAAUAAGUGCAUCAACCCCGAGGGUACAAACCCAGAACAACAAGAAUCAAGACAGUACAAUUUCUUAAAAAAGUAAAGCAAAACUACAAAGUGCUAUAAGUAAGUGCCAUUUAAGUGCUUCAAAAUUGUUAGUUUAAAAAAUUGCUAGUUUUUUUUACAUUUUUUAUAUAUUAUAUUUUUAGACUUUGAUGCGGGCCAAUAAGAAAUGGAUGGCGGGCCGCAGUUGGCCCGCAGGCCGUAGUUUGGACACCCCUGUUUUAGACUAUUCUUCAUAUUUCUAUCAGUCUGUUGCUUGACCUGUCUCUGGAAGCUCACCUGCUGGUGACGUGUUUUUUUCCCGGCUACCAAACACGACCGUAUUGUCGUUUUGUGAAAAUAUAGCUGAUAUUCAACCUUUAAAAAGCCAUAGACUAAAACCAGAAUUACACAAUAACAUUUCCUUGGUGCUUAAGACAUGUGCCAGGUUCUGGAUUUAAAUAAGUAAAUCCAACGACUCUACAUGCUGCAUAUUUUACUGAUCUUUCCUCAUGUUUUACGUGACAGUUACAGAAUCCAAGGUUAAAGAUGCUAAAUGUAUGUUUUAAUAAAAACAUAAUUUGUUUAACCUCA
Molecule: messenger RNA, 2527 nt
Organism: Limanda limanda (common dab)
Lineage: Eukaryota; Metazoa; Chordata; Actinopteri; Pleuronectiformes; Pleuronectidae
Exons: 11
Coding region: 9-1334 (441 amino acids)
Source: RefSeq, a predicted model, not a curated record